AGCGCCACUCGCUCCCCAGCGUCAACGGCAGACCGUCAGAACAACAAAGGUUUUGGCAGGCUCGCAUCAGCUGUUUUGUUUUUUUGUAUUUUAUUUUUUUGCAAGUACUUUUGAAUUGACAUGAAGGCGGAAGGCAAAGUCCCCCUUAGGAGACACUCUCUUUACCUCCUGAUGCUGCUGCUGCUUCUGUCCCAGCAGGUGUGCUCGGGUCCGUUGGCCUCGCCGGUGCAGAGUCCAUAUUCGGCGCACAAGCGCGUAGCCCGUAUGAGCCCGCUGUGGAGGAUCAUGAACAGCAAACCUUUUGGUGCUUUUUGCCAGAACAACUACGAAUGCUCCACUGGACUCUGCAGGAUGGGACACUGCUCCACCCACCAGCGACCACCCUCGGAGCCCCUCAACGACUAGACGCCCCCGAGGCCAACCCAAGGACCAAUGUUCUACUCAAAAUGAGACCGAAGUAUUGCGUUCACAAUUCAUGCUUAGUCCACUUGUGAUUCAUCCAUAUUUUAUUUAUUACACCACGUUUCACUCAUUGCACAUCAAGCUACACGAUUUUUGCAAUGCUUUUUUUCGCAUGAUUAUUAUUCUCCGAAAAAUUUGCACGUGGAUGUGGUGCACUUUUGAUGACAAAAUGCACUUUUAAAAAGCCAAAAUAUCUUUGUACUGUCUGCUGUCUGCUCGGUUGCAGCUUCAAUAAAACACAAACUCACUGAGGUGAUGUGGGAAAGUGAGUGUUGCUAUUGUCUCAA
Messenger RNA from Hippocampus zosterae (dwarf seahorse), 749 nucleotides. Its product is annotated as liver-expressed antimicrobial peptide 2-like. NCBI's taxonomy places the organism in Eukaryota, Metazoa, Chordata, Actinopteri, Syngnathiformes, Syngnathidae. The coding region runs from base 121 to 405 and encodes 94 amino acids. Gene Ontology annotation, biological process: defense response to bacterium; antimicrobial humoral immune response mediated by antimicrobial peptide. The record is from RefSeq and is a predicted model, not a curated record. The transcript is spliced from 3 exons.